AUGGGGGGGGAUACAUAUAAAAGUACGGGUCCUGGAAGCCAAUUCAAUGCUCCGAAAGGCAAUCAGCAGAACAUUACAGGCGAUAACCCAACUGUUAAUAAUUAUUACGGAGGAGGCACUGAACCACUGAGGGAGAUAAAAGAGCAGUGCCUGCAAUCGCUGUACUUUCAAGAAAUGGAACGUUCAUGCGAGAAGAUCAAGCCUGCUGUUAAUGACACUUGCAAGUGGCUGAUUCGACAUGAGAAAUAUGAGACCUGGGCCAAAAACGGGGGUUUGCUCUGGGUUAGAGGGAAGCCUGGCUCUGGGAAGUCAACUUUGCUCCUGCAUGCUUUGGAAUAUACCAAGAACAUAGCCAGUAUCGACGGCAAAAAUCCCAUCAUUCUCUCCUUCUUCUUCUUCAACCGCGGUACUGAGUUUCAGAAGACACCCCUCGGCUUCUUCCGAUCACUUCUCUAUCAGCUCCUUGAUAAAACCCCCCCUAAGGCUAUGGAUAAACUUCUUACUACCUUUGAAGAUCGGUGCAAGAAGCAGGGCAAACCUGGUGAAAGGUGGCAUUGGUAUCAAAAGGAGCUACGUUUUUUGUUUGAGUCUUCGCUUCGGGAUAUCCUGGAAAGCCACUCAGUCUGGAUAUUUAUUGAUGCGCUGGAUGAGUGUGACGAAGAGUAUAGGGCCGAGUUCAUAGAAGAGCUAAAGGACUUGUUUGAACGACUCCAGCCCACCAGUUCAGAUUGUCAUGUCUUUUUCACUUGCCGUCACAAUCCGGUUGCUGACCCUAACUCAGAAUCCGGAAUAUGUGCUGAGCAUCAGAAUAAUAGCGAUAUUUUGACCUAUGCACAAUCCAGACUUUCCACUCGACCUAGGAUUCCGAUAGUAACUCGGGAGGCUAUUGCAACAACGAUCGCUAAGCGCGCUAAGGGCAUUUUCCUAUGGGCGCGUCUUAUUAUAGAUAGAGCUCUAGAACGUGAGCCUGAUGAGUUUGGGUUAGAGAUGAUUGAAGAGAUUAUAUCUAACUCACAGGAUCUAUAUGGCUUAUACGGUGAACUCAUUAAGGAAAGGAAGGAGAAGGGGGAGGCAGAACUGCAAGAUACCCUCAAACUGAUCCAAUGGAUCUGCUUUGCCAGGUGGCCUCUAACUCUAGAUGAAUUGCGAUGGGCUAUAACUAUUAAUACUAAUAUAAAGAGCCCAUAUCAGCCCUUAAAAGAAUUUAAGAAUUCGCGCUAUUAUACGUCUAAUAAUGAAGUGAUGGAAAGGAGAGUCAAAACUUAUAGUUGUGGGCUUGCUGAGGUUGUGGAGUUAGACCAGACUCGAGUUGUGCAGUUUAUCCACCAGUCAGUUAAGGACUUUCUCCUUCAUAAGGGCCUAUCGACUCUUGACCACAGCCGGAGCUCUAUGGGUAAUGCUAUAGGGCGCGCACACUAUCAACUGUCCAGGGCCUGCAUACGCUACUUCGCAAUUGUAGGGGUUGUUCAGGCACCUAGCGACCUGACAAGCAUAAUAGCUUACCUUGAAUUCUUUGGUCGCAUUGCCGCUUUAAUGUCUGAGUUUCCAUUUUUACGAUACGCAACGACCUCGUGGAAGUUGCAUGUACAGCAAAGCGAGUCACAUAAUGUUCCUCAAGAUGAUCUUUUAGACUAUUUCAACUGGCCAUCUGAGGAUCUUAUAGAAACGUGGGCACAACUUCGCAUGGGCCGACGGGGUUACGGAAAGCACACCUUGCUACAGAUAGUAUCAGAAUACGGUAUGAUUAGCCCACUGCGAGCGAUUCUGCAAAGGGCAGACGAGAAGGGCGUUGAUAUUACUUCGGUGAAUAGUGCAAGCCAAUCGGCCCUCUUUUUCGCUGUCCAGGGGGGUGAUGAUACAGCUGUAGAGCUCCUUAUCAACACUGGCAAGUUUGAUGUUGAGGUAGAGAAUUUUACCGCGCUAUCCCUGCUCUCUUGGGUUAUACUCAAGCUACUCCCAAACAUGGGUGAGACUGAUGCCGAUACAACGGAUGGAGUUAAAAUUAUACCGCUAUUGUUUGCCUUUUCAAGGUUGUAUGUGGUUAUGGUCAAGUUCCUAUGUACGCUUAGAUGGCUUAUAUCCAAACCGAUUCCUAACAGACAUAAGGUCGAUGUUAAUACAAUGAAUGCUAGAGGAAUGACACCACUUAUGUGCGCCGUUUUAAGAGGACAUGUGAACAUGGUCAAGCUCCUUCUUAAUAUUCGCAAUAUCAAUGCUGAUAUAAGGGGUCGUCGGGGCGAGUCGUUGCUCUCCUAUGCUGCUCAAGGCGGGCAUGAAUCCAUUAUCAAGCUUCUUCUUGAUAUACGCAGAACUGAUGCUGAUAUCAAUGCACGGGGUAGGAAUGAUCAUACACCCUUAUCUCUGGCCACUAAAGGAGGGCAUGAGGCCGUAGUUAAGCUCCUUCUCAAUACUGGUAAAGUUGAUGCUGAUAUCAAUGCGCGGGAUAGGAAUGGUCACACACCCUUAUCUCUGGCUGCUCGAGGUGGGUAUGAGGCCGUGGUUAAGCUCCUUCUCGAUACCGGCAAGGUUGAUGAUAUCAAUGCACUGGAUAACGAGGGUCAGACAGCACUCCAUGUAGCUGCUGACUGGCCCCGAGAAACUGUAGUCAAGCUACUUCUUGAUACUGGCAAUGUUGAUAUCAAUGUACGGGAUAAUAAAGGUCAAACGGCACUCCAUAAGGCUGCUAGACAGGGGGCUAAGGCCGUGGUUCAACUCCUCCUUAAUGAUGACAGGGUCGAUAUUAAUAUAAAGGAUAACAACGGUCAGACAGCAUUCGGCCUAGCUAUAAAGCGGGGCUUAAAUCUAGACACAUGGCUAGGCUAUUUUUUGAUACUGGGGAAGCGGCCUAUGGCCUCGCUACCAAGAAGGCCACGAGACAGGCGUGGAAGGUUGAUAUCCAUGAAAAGGGCAACUAUUGAGAGGCCUCACUCUAAGGUGCCACACUCAAUUGCGAGGCAGAGCGAAGGGGGUCAAUCUGACUCUCGAAGAUGGAUCUCUAGAUGCAGCCUAGAGGAAACCAGGUAG
This is a messenger RNA of Nannizzia gypsea CBS 118893, 3024 nucleotides long. RefSeq lists its product as hypothetical. The transcript is spliced from 2 exons. The coding region runs from base 1 to 3024 and encodes 1007 amino acids. Lineage: Eukaryota; Fungi; Ascomycota; Eurotiomycetes; Onygenales; Arthrodermataceae. The record is from RefSeq and is a predicted model, not a curated record. Gene Ontology annotation, molecular function: protein binding.